This is a messenger RNA of Cimex lectularius (bed bug), 679 nucleotides long. Lineage: Eukaryota; Metazoa; Arthropoda; Insecta; Hemiptera; Cimicidae. The record is from the annotation of a RefSeq genome assembly.
AUGCCAAUCUGAAAUUCAUAUUCAUUUCAAGAUGCAAACUCUCCCGUUAUAGAACAAUUAACUUUUUUCCAUGAUAGCACAAUAAUAAUUCUUACAGCAAUUAUUACUAUUAUUUCAUAUUUACUGAUUUACAUCACAUUUAAUAAGCUUACUAAUCGAUAUCUUUUAAAUAGACAAAAUAUUGAACUAUUAUGAACAAUUACGCCAGCAGUAACAUUAUUAUUUAUUGCAUUGCCUUCAUUAAAAAUUCUAUAUCUUAUAGACGACAUCACUAAUCCAAUAAUAACAAUUAAAGCUAUUGGGCACCAAUGAUAUUGAAGCUACGAAUAUUCUGAUUUCAAAAAUAUCGAAUUCGAAUCUUAUAUAAAAUUGCCUUCAGAAAUAAAUGAAAACGAAUUUCGACUACUAGAAACUAAUAAUCGUACUAUCUUACCAAUUCAUACUUCAAUCCGAUUGUUGACUACCUCCACAGACGUGAUUCAUUCAUGAACAGUUCCAUCUUUAGGAGUUAAGAUUGAUGCAAUCCCAGGACGAUUAAAUCAAAGAUUAAUUAUUAUUAAUCGACCAGGAUUAAUAUAUGGACAAUGCUCUGAAAUCUGUGGAGCAAAUCAUAGAUUUAUGCCUAUUGUCCUAGAAAGAAUCAAUAUUCAAAGAUUCAUUAAAUGAAUAAAUUUAUACU